UCCCGAUGGGUGUGAUGCAACGGCUCCGGUAAGCCUCCGCUUGGCACCACCCUGGCACUUGUCACCGACAGCCAUUGGCCAGGGUGGGUGUCCCUGACGCCUGCCCACCCCCAUGAGUCAUUUCUUAUCGUCGUUUCAUGUUCUAAUUGUAAUCAGCGGGGCCACACUUAGGCAUCCGAUGCGGACUCCUCGUAUGUUCGCCGCAUCCACCCGCACUUGCACCAUGGUCUAGCGUGUGCGCACAAAAAGCAAUACAAAUUAAUAAGCAGUAGUAUCCACAUAUAUCUUUCCCGGUUUGCCAUCGAAAUCGUCUACCACUAAAGUUUUUUUUUAGCAGUACACCAUGACUUCGGUUGUAUUGCCCUCCUUGAAAAGAUCUAUCACCGACAUCAUGGACGAGGAGCUCUACCAGUUGCCCAACAGCCCCAUCCAGGUCAACUCCUUCCAACACUCGCAUCUCCCCUCCCAGCAACUUGCCAGCCAACCCCAAAGAAGCGACUCGCCUAAGUUGGGGUUCAACGGCUCGCCCGCUGCUUCCCAUGCCCAGUUGUACUCGCAUCCCAACACCAGCAACAGCUCCAGCUUGUCCAACUUCCUCAACAUCCCUGACAGUUUCUUGGAUUACAAACACAACCCCGCUCCCAACACUUCUGCCCCCGUGUAUGACUCAAACGCUAUGGACGUGGACAUGCAAUACUCCCAGCCAAGAAUCAAUCCCUUCACCGACUACGCCAACCCCGACUCCUUGAACACCACUCCUCCUCAAGACUCGCAACUUUACUACCCCCCCUUACCACAGCAAUUCCCAACCAAGCCCGACAGGAGGAGAAGGAUAACCUUCCUCGACGAGGACCAGGCCAACAAUAAGAAGGACGACGACUACUUGCUAUACAACCCCGAUAUCCAACCAUCGCAGUUGAUCAACAACAAGUUCUGGAACGACGACUUGUCGCCCUUGUUUGUUCCUCCUAACCAGUUCAACCAGGCUGGAAACCCGAAUGACUACUCACAACAGUUCUUGAAUGCCAACAACAACAUAAUACCCGGUUACGAAAACGAUUACUUGUCGAUGGAUGCUUUCGAUGAGGAUGUCGAAGAAGAAUUAUCCGAUGAUGACGAAGACGAUAGCAAAUAUUUCCACGUUGAUGACGAAUUUGACCAAUUGGUUAUGAAUCACAAUGGGGAAAACUAUAAUGAAACUGAUGUGAACAUGAACUUUAUGGAUUUGGAUGACUACUUGAAGCCUGCUACCAAUACUGUGAAUAUGAGCAAUAUCGAACAACAAGGCUUGAAUGCCAACGAUAUCAAGCAUGAAGAUUUCUUCAACAUCAAGCAAGAAGAACUCAAAGCUCCAAACGCAAUAAUAUCCAGUAACACUCAGCAAGAAUCACUGAACAUGGAAGAUGAUCAGCAGUUCUUGUCUGAUGAAGAUGAGGAUGAGGAAGAGAAGAGUUUGAAUACUAGAGUCUCCCUUCCUCACAUGUCGGCAGCAGAAAUAUCUGCCAACAACCCCACACAUGCUUGUGAUUUGAUUAAUCCAUCUACUGGUGUACCAUGUCACAAACAAUUUUCAAGACCAUAUGACUUGAUCAGGCAUCAAGAAACAAUUCAUGCAAGUAAGAAGAAGAUUUUCAGAUGCGUUAUCUGUGAAGGAAGAAUGAACGGAGGUGCAGGUAAUGGAAAACUGAAGACAUUCUCCAGAGGCGAUGCGUUGUCAAGGCAUAUUAAAGUCAAACAUGGUUUGGUUGGAAAAGAAGCCUUGGACCUAAUCAACGAGGCCAAGGACAAUGUCGAGUACGUUUCCGUUUGAUCCAUCCCAUCAAAUCGAAUUAUGAAUAUCCUUUAUGCUUACGACCACAUACCCAAUGCUUAUGCGUUUUAAUAUCAUCACUUAUAAAUAGCCAGAAUACUGUUGGUUUCUCUACCCCUUAUAUAUAGAGUUUGCGAAUAUACCUGUACAUAACUUAUUGUUCAUACGAGUAUGGAGUACAAUAAUAUUCAGAUUGCAAGCCAAAUAUAUGAUAUUUAA
Molecule: messenger RNA, 2029 nt
Organism: Suhomyces tanzawaensis NRRL Y-17324
Lineage: Eukaryota; Fungi; Ascomycota; Pichiomycetes; Serinales; Debaryomycetaceae
Gene: RPN4
Product: stress-regulated transcription factor
Exons: 2
Coding region: 344-1810 (488 amino acids)
Source: RefSeq, a predicted model, not a curated record